AUGGAAACCCCAGCAUUAGAGAGUGAAAAACCGUUACUUGAUAGCAAGGAUGAUUGGUCUGAUAGUGAACCAGCGUCGCCCAUAGAUUUACCAUCGAUGCUGGAAGAUGGUCCAGCUUUAAAGAGCGACAACAUUUCCCUUGUCUCAACUAUCAUUCACUGCCUGCUGGGCAUCUUCUUUUGGGCACCAGCGAGGUUCCUUAGCUAUUACUUUCCUCCGCUAGAACGUGUCUUACCAGCUCCUUCUCCUGUGUCUCAGGAAUCCCAACUGCAGAUGAAGUUCCUCUCGUCCCUUUUGCUGCUUCUGGCGGGCGCCGACGCAAUCAAUGGUCAUCCCGCAGCCGUGGAGCAGUUCACGCGUGAGCUGGAGGUAGCUAGUCCCAACCCAUCCGGGCUUACUCUGCGAGCCCUCCAACAAAGAGCACCGAACUGCAGCCGCGUCGAUUAUUUCAUCUCCAGAAUCACAUCGGUAAAAGCCCAGUACGUAAAGAGCAUUCCCGCCGACGCGCACCGUUUGCAUCCGACUAAUAACUUCAACAGGGUUGCCUUCGUUACCUUCGGCCCUGAAGCCGCCAAAUACAUUUGCCGCGCCAUAACACAUGGUGAUCCCACGUGCGAUGACUGGGCUCAGGGAAUCAGAUACGCUCUGGGGCUGAUCUUCGCAAUCUUCGGCAAAGAUGGCGCGGAGCCAGCAGUUCGUCCUGGAGAGCCAGUUCGCAGAAUAAACGCAAGAAGCUACAUGGAUAUCGCCACUACUGCUCUGAAAGACAGCAGCUUGGAGUUCGCCAGCAUCGAGGCGGACGACAAUCUGCCCAGCGUCGAGAAGCGGUCCUUGGAUGAGCCAUCUCUAGUCGAGAGAUUCCUUAUCCGUGGCUUGUAUCAUGCUGAUCUGGGCAACGACGCGACUAAUAUUUGGGUCAACCAUUACAGUAAUGGCGAUAACAUCCUGCAAAUUGCCCCAGAGGAUGGUCAACACAACGGUAACUCUACUCCAACUAGGCGAUGGGAUAAGCCUGGCUUCAAAAUUGCUUACACCACGAGAAAUAAAUCUCCACUUAAUGAGCAAGACGCCCUGAAGAUGGCCAGGCAUAUUAGUAUGAAAUGGCAGGGCAUGGCUAUUGGCAAUGAUAUCUCGGAUUUCAUAGGGUUUGUGGAGACAGGUCACACGGCGAACUUCUAUUUCCGCAUUAUUCCUGAGCACAAGGGGUACGGGUUAAACUACGAGAGUGUGGAUAUCUGUGGCGGUAUGGCGGGGAUGUUAUAA
Molecule: messenger RNA, 1263 nt
Organism: Aspergillus oryzae RIB40
Lineage: Eukaryota; Fungi; Ascomycota; Eurotiomycetes; Eurotiales; Aspergillaceae
Exons: 2
Coding region: 1-1263 (420 amino acids)
Source: RefSeq, a predicted model, not a curated record